AUGUGGCAGCCGCAUUUGGAGUAUCUCAAGGAGGAGCGCUACGAUCCCAUCGUGCCGGUUCAGCUUCGCAAAAUGCCGGCAAAGCCGAAGCGAAUCCGAAUCCUCGCGCACGAGGUGGCCCUGGAGCGUGGGGACACUUGGCAAGAGGGUGCUCAGCGCCGUGGCCUGCGGCUUUGGAACAAGAUGAAGCCUCCAGGCCCGCUGGGCGCUGGGCUCACAUGGCCAUUUCCCAAAGCAGGGGGUGGCCCUAAGGGUUUAGGGUUUAGGGUUUAG
Molecule: messenger RNA, 273 nt
Organism: Symbiodinium natans
Lineage: Eukaryota; Dinophyceae; Suessiales; Symbiodiniaceae
Source: the annotation of a GenBank genome assembly